This is a messenger RNA of Scaptodrosophila lebanonensis, 4432 nucleotides long. It is a transcript of the gene SPoCk, whose product is annotated as calcium-transporting ATPase type 2C member 1. The coding region runs from base 655 to 3741 and encodes 1028 amino acids. Gene Ontology annotation, biological process: calcium ion transmembrane transport; manganese ion transport; intracellular calcium ion homeostasis. The record is from RefSeq and is a predicted model, not a curated record. The transcript is spliced from 5 exons. NCBI's taxonomy places the organism in Eukaryota, Metazoa, Arthropoda, Insecta, Diptera, Drosophilidae. Gene Ontology annotation, cellular component: Golgi membrane; endoplasmic reticulum; plasma membrane. Gene Ontology annotation, molecular function: ATP hydrolysis activity; ATP binding; P-type calcium transporter activity.
UUCAGCGGAAGGGGACAGAGAUUGAAUAUAACGAAUUGGGCAUUAAAAUGCAAUUGCAAAUAGAAGAAGCGUAAAAAAUCGAAAUUAGUUCGCUGAUUCAACAACAAACGUUGCAGGUGCCAUCUGCAUGUGUGUGUCUGUGUGCGUAAAUAUAUAAAAAGAAAAUCAGGAGGAGCGGCGGCAGAACGUACGAAAACAAACGCCGCCGCCGGCGUAGGUGCAUCAGCAGCCCCAUCGACUAAGGGGGAUGUUCCGCGCACUCUUACAUUAGAGUCGAAGUCAACGAGUUGUGCCCAAUUUGUUUUACCGGAGUGGCUUAGAAGAAGAACCUGUUGUUGUUGCUUCGAUUGCUGCAACAUUAUGUGCCAGCAAGCUGCCAACAAACGCUGAAUUAUAACGGAAAAAUCGAUUGUGCUCAUUUUUGUUUUGGUGCGUAUUUGUUCGUUCGUCUUGUUGAUGUUUUCACGGCUUGCCAGUGAUUGUGUCCGUGUGUGUGUGCCUGCCCUUACAUGCGUAUGUGUGUGCGUGCUCGAAACUUAACAAGUGCGAGCGGCAAAUCGCAUUGAGACGGACAUGGACACGGCAUGACUCAUGUGCAACAAAACAAAAUAGUGCAAUCGGGCUAAGCUAGAACAGACAGAAAUCGCGCUGAAAAUGAAAAAUCAUAAAAAGUAUGCCAAGUUGCCCCAAGAUUUGGAUCUAAGUUUUCAAGGUGAUUUGGAUUUGCCAGACACACAGGCGGAUGAGUUUAAUUUGACUGCAAGUACUACUUCUGGCUUGAUUGAUGCCGACGUCGAUAUCGACGUCGGUGAUGACGAGGACGACGAAGAGGACGAAAUUGUUAUUGCGAGGCAGGUGGGCGGCCUGCGUUUAGCCUCCGUCACAGCCCCAACAGAGGCGACACGUAAGCAGCAGCGAAAGCAGCGCAAACAAUUGGAGCAGCAACGUAACGUUGGCAAAUUUCUGGUCAGCAAUAAGAUCUGCGGUCUGGGCAGCGACAGUGUUAUAGAGACGGGUCUAACCCUAACACCCGAAAUGCUGCUCUCCACCUCCGAGUCAUCAACGCACAGCGCCUCCGAGGUUGCAGGUCGUCUGCAAGUCGAUGUGCGCACAGGUCUUAAAUGGACCGAGGCCAAAUAUCGCGCCAAAAUCAUUGGCCACAAUGAGCUCAAUGUCAUCGAGGAGGAUCCCACAUGGAAGAAAUACAUAGAACAGUUUAGGAAUCCCCUAAUCCUGCUGCUGCUUGGCUCGGCACUGGUUUCGGUGAUCAUGAAACAGUUCGACGAUGCCGUCAGCAUAACCAUAGCCAUACUGAUUGUGGUAACGGUGGCAUUCAUCCAAGAAUACCGCUCCGAGAAGAGCCUGGAGGAGCUGAAGAAGCUGGUGCCGCCGGAGUGUCAUUGCUUGCGCGAGGGCCGACUCGACACGUUCCUGGCCCGCGAACUGGUGCCGGGCGAUGUGGUCUACCUGAAUGUGGGGGAUCGUGUGCCCGCGGAUGUGCGCCUCUUCGAGGCGGUCGAUCUCUCAAUCGACGAGUCCAGUUUCACGGGCGAAACGGAGCCGGCGCGCAAAAUCACGGACGUGCUGCUGAACAACACGAAUGUGAAGGAUCACAGCAACAUGAAGAACAUCGCCUUCAUGGGCACAUUGGUACGUUGUGGCAAUGGCAAGGGUAUUGUUGUCAGCACUGGCGAGCGCAGUGAGUUCGGUGAGGUCUUCAAGAUGAUGCAGGCCGAGGAGGCUCCAAAGACGCCGCUACAAAAAUCUAUGGACAUUUUGGGCGCUCAGCUGAGUUUCUACUCGUUUCUCAUCAUCGGCGUCAUCAUGCUACUGGGCUGGCUGCAAGGCAAGCCGCUCUCGGAGAUGUUCAACAUCAGUGUCUCGCUGGCUGUGGCCGCCAUACCCGAGGGUCUGCCCAUUGUGGUGACCGUCACACUGGCUCUGGGCGUAAUGCGGAUGGCCAAGCGGAACGCCAUUGUGAAGAAGUUGCCCACCGUGGAGACAUUGGGGUGCGUGAACGUUAUUUGCUCCGAUAAGACUGGCACCCUGACUAAAAAUGAAAUGACAGCCACGAUCAUCAUUACGGCCGAUGGCUAUAUGGCCGAUGUAACCGGUGCCGGCUACAAUGAUCAGGGCGAGAUACACAUACGCCAUUGCAAUAAUGUUGAAAUGGCCAAAUCGAAUAUUACGAAUCUCUUGGAAAUUGGCGCCGUAUGCAAUAAUGCUUACAUACAGAAUGGAACCCUAUUGGGUCAACCCACUGAAGGCGCCCUCAUCGCCGUAGCCAUGAAGAACGGCAUGUAUGCUACUGCUGAGAAUUAUGUUCGCAUACAGGAAUAUCCGUUCAGCUCGGAACAGAAAAUGAUGGCGGUAAAGUGCAUACACAAGUACAAUAACAACAAGGAGGAGAUUUUCUUCGCCAAGGGGGCUCUCGACACCCUCUUGCCCCAAUGCACCAAAUAUCAGUUCGGCACACAGACCGUGCCACUGACCAAGCAAAAUGAGGCCGAAUUUCUGGCCGAAGCCUACGAGAUCGGACGCAAGGGAUUGCGUGUCCUGGCCCUGGCCAAAGGACGCUCCAUGCAGGAUUUAAUCUAUUGCGGCCUGGUAGGCAUUACCGAUCCACCCAGGCCACUGGUCCGAGAGUCCAUUGAGAUGCUGAUGCAGAGCGGUGUGCGCGUCAAAAUGGUUACGGGUGAUGCACAGGAGACAGCCAUGGCUAUAGCAAAUCUCAUCGGCAUCGACACCAUCCACCAUCAGACGUUGUCGGGCCAGGAAAUGGAUCAGUUGAAUGAGCACCAACUGGACAAGGUGGCCAACAAUGUGAGCGUUUUCUAUCGAGUCUCGCCGCGGCACAAGCUCGAGAUUGUGAAGUCGCUGCAGCGGACCGGCAACAUUGUGGGAAUGACGGGAGACGGCGUCAACGACGGAGUGGCCCUCAAGAAGGCGGACAUAGGCAUUGCCAUGGGAAAGAAUGGCACCGAUGUGUGCAAGGAGGCGGCUGACAUGAUACUGGUUAAUGACGAUUUUCACACCAUUAUCGCCGCCAUUGAGGAGGGCAAGGGAAUAUUCUACAAUAUACGAAACUUUGUGCGUUUCCAGCUGAGCACCUCGAUAGCUGCUCUGGCUCUGAUUGCGCUGGCCACGCUAAUGGACAUUGCCAAUCCGUUGAAUGCCAUGCAAAUACUUUGGAUAAAUAUCAUAAUGGAUGGCCCACCGGCGCAGUCUCUGGGCGUCGAGCCCGUCGAUCACGAUGUCCUGAAGCAGAAGCCCCGCAAUGUGAAGCAGCCGAUGAUUACGAAAUCGGUGAUUGCGAAUGUGCUGCUGAGUGCCAGCAUCAUUGUGUUGGGCACUCUGUGGGUGUUCCAGCGCGAGAUGGCCGAUGGAACGCUGGGCAAGACGAAGCGCGACACCACCAUGACCUUCACCUGCUUCGUCUUCUUCGACAUGUUCAAUGCGCUUUCGUGCCGCUCCCAGACCAAGAGCGUCUUCACCAUUGGCCUGACCACAAAUAGGAUGUUCCUGCUAGCCGUUGCCUUCUCGAUAAUUGGACAAAUGCUGGUCGUAUAUUUUCCGCCGCUACAAAUGGUUUUCCAAACCGAAGCGCUGACUCCCUACGACAUACUCUUUCUCGUCUCGCUCACCUCCUCGGUGCUGGUCGUGUCGGAGAUCAAGAAGUGGUUCGAACGCACCAUGGAGCGUAAAAUGUACAGCACCCGGUCCGAGUUGGAUUUUGUAUGACAAAACGCAAGCGCUAGAGACCAGUUGCAUACAAAAGCCGAGUAAAUUAAAUUAACAACAACAACAAAAAAAAUUUCAGAAAAAACCUACAAAAAAAGAGCAAAACCAUGCAGAAAAAAACUUGAAACCAAGUGGGGCAGUGUGGCAAGCGACGAGAGCGAGCGACGAAAGGCAGCGGCAGCGGCAGCGGCCAAAUGUGUGUUUAAUUUUACAUUUUACUUUUUUGCAACAGGCGACACCAACAACAACAACAACAAAACUACAACAACCACCCCGCAGCAACAACAUAGGUUAGCCAAAAAGAAAAAGUAAUAGUUGAAACAUUCCAAUCGGCGGCGCAUGAAUUUGAAGCUAAAAACUUGACUUCAUUUGAAAAGAAAACGAAUUCAAAAACACAGCAAUCCCCGGCAAGGAGCAGCAAAACUAAAAAUAUUCGAUUCCGUUAAUCCCCUUUACAAAAAAUGUAAAAUGUAAUCUACAGAAGUAGCAGAACAGAGCAGGCGAUGCAAGAAAAUGGUUUUUUUCAAAAUAAUUUUUGUUAAUUUAUUCGGUCUUUGGAACAAAACAUGUGACAAUUUUGCGAACAACAUCGAGCAAAACUCUAGCGCGUUAGCAGCAAUUAAAUAAUUUGUUAACAAACGAAAAACAAAACGAUUGUGGAAAAAAUAAAAUUGUGUUUAAAAGUACAAUA